AUGGAGUACGUCGGCGCGCCGAGCCUCCACAAGUUCCUGCGGAACAGGCGCAGCGGCCAGCCGCUCCCGGAGUCCGCCGUGCGCGCCAUCAUGUGGAAGCUCCUCACCGGUGCCAGGACGAUGCACGACCGCCACGUCGUCCACCGCGACAUCAAGCCCGGCAACAUCCUUGUCGGCCAAGACGGCGAACUCGUCAAAAUCUGCGACUUUGGGCUGGCGAUCUCCAUGUCCGAGCUGCCGCCGUACAACCAGGCCGGCACGCCGUUCUACGUGGCGCCCGAGGUGCUCCUGGGGAAGCGGGACUACAACGCGCUCGUGGACACGUGGUCUAUCGGCUGCGUCAUGGCCGAGAUGCUCACCGGUAAGACGCUGUUCCUCGGCGAUGAUGAUGACGACGCCAAAGACAAUGAGAUCAUCCAGCUCUGGAGCAUCUUCCGCUUGCUCGGGACGCCAGACGAGAGGACGUGGCCGGGGUUCACCUCUCUGCCGCUCACCGAAAAGACGCUGAAGCUGCUGCCGCGGGGGCACAAGCACAACAAGCUGCGCGAUCUGUUCCCUGAAGAGAAGCUGUCCGAGCAUGGAUUCCAGGUGUUGCAAGGCCUCCUCACGUGCAACCCCGAUAAGCGACUGACGGCGGCCGCCGCGCUCAAGCACCGAUGGUUUGCUGCUCCUCGUCCCUCGGCCGCCGCUCCAAAGGUCGACGCUUUGUCGCUCCCGAAAAAGAAGGCGCCAAGGAUCAAGUUCAUCCCGCCGGCCAUGCCAGAGAAGAAUCUACUCAAAAUUCCACUCGCCGUGUGGAACGCAGCUCAUCGAGUCUAG
Molecule: messenger RNA, 819 nt
Organism: Triticum turgidum subsp. durum (durum wheat)
Lineage: Eukaryota; Viridiplantae; Streptophyta; Magnoliopsida; Poales; Poaceae
Source: the annotation of a GenBank genome assembly